This is a messenger RNA of Cyclospora cayetanensis, 4833 nucleotides long. RefSeq lists its product as uncharacterized. The transcript has a single exon. Gene Ontology annotation, molecular function: protein binding. The record is from RefSeq and is a predicted model, not a curated record. Lineage: Eukaryota; Apicomplexa; Conoidasida; Eucoccidiorida; Eimeriidae. The coding region runs from base 1 to 4833 and encodes 1610 amino acids.
AUGGAGGAUUCCACUGGAAAGCCUCUGUCUGGCCUGCGCUCGCUGGUUGCCAGGGUCCUUGGCGCCUCCGACCCUGGUGCAGACGACAAGGGCCCGGCUUCUCGCGCCGUCUCCGGAGCGUCCGAAGAGGACGAGAAUAAAGAGAAAAACUGGCUCAGCAAUUUUGCAGCUGUUGCUCCGGACCACAUCAAGCGAUGGACCAAUCCAGCCGACGGAAGCGGAAAUAUUGCGUAUGAACAGCUAGUCGAAAACCUGCGGCAGUUCAACAUUCCAGCCCGCCACGUCUCCGAAUAUACAGCAGCGCAGCUCUUAGGAGUGGAACCUGCACCACAGAACCUUGCCCAGGCGGAAGAAGCGCUGCCGCCCACCAGUACACCUCAGGACCGGCCCGCCGAGCGCUUCGUAACACCCCGCCCUCACAAACUCGGCUCCCAAGCAGCCUCAUACCUCGGCAGCAAGCAGCAUCCUUCCUUCACGCAGGUUGUUCCCGUGCGGGAGGUGACGAGGGCGUACAUUGGCCCCGUGCGUGAGAACGUGGGAGCCAUCAGUGGGGAGUCUUGCAAACUGCUCAAGAGACCGUGCGAGGAUUCAGAGGUUCCGCCGGAUUACGUCGAAGUCGUCGGAAGCAAACACGUCAGACCAAUCGGUGCUCCCAUUCAUGUUCUCAGCCGCCAGAGCAGCGUCCUCACUUCCUCCGAUGGAGCAGCAGCAGCACUAGCGCCCAGAACUGGACGCGAUGGAGAGUUAUUGCACAAACCCCCGCCUAUUUACCUCGAGCCCCUUAUCAACUCCAAAGAGAGCGCUGCCAGCGGCGCCCACCACACCAACCAAGCGGACGCCGUGGGCAGCAGCGCGGCAGCAGAGUACAUUGCCAGCAUUCCAAGACGCAAGCCUGGACAGGUUACUCUCGCGGAAGUUCACACGAAGGAGGACAAGGCAAUAUACGACGCCCUCAACAAGCCCGUCGUUUACACCAUGGGCACAUACGUCUGGUCGAAGGAGCAGGCUGAAAAGGGGGCGCUCCAUCCAGUGGACGUCCCUCCCGUGGAUGCGUAUUUUGGCAAAAUCUGUGAAGAGAUGUUUCACCCCGCCACGCCACGAGCUCCUCGAGAGCAGGAAGAAGCCCCCCCUCCUCGCUCCCCGCAGGAGGCUCCUAAGACUUCUGCUCCCACUGGCGCCGAACUGUGCAUCCCCGAGAUCCUUGAAAUGUGCAGAAAGUCACGCGACAAGCUGGCAGCCUUCGCAGACACCAUGGUAGAAACGCGCGAAGACACCCGCGUGGGAGGUCAAGGCCUCUUCGCGAGCACUCACAUAAAGAAGGGCCAAGUAGUCUUCGUUGAAUUGCCGCUGCUCACCUGCGACAUCGAGUCUGAGUCGAUGUGGACGGCUUUCACGGAGCUCUCCGAGAGCCAACAAGCGGCGAUGGAGACGCUCCAAGGGUUCCAGUUCGACUUGACGGAAGCAGAGUCUUUGUGGUGUAUUCUUUUGGCGAGAGCACACAAGCGCGUCGACUUGGCGCGAUCGUUCAAAACGUUUUUCGCGAAGGUCAAAAGAAACGCCCACGGCAUCCCCUCGCAAGCGCGCUGGGGGAUCUACCCGAAAGCCGCCAAAGUCAAUCACUCCUGCGAGCCAAACGUCACUUACCGCAACUUGGACGGCCUUCUGGUGUACUUUGCAACUCGCGACAUCGCGCCAGGCGACGUCAUUGCGAUGACGUAUAUCGACCAGCUUUACGCUCCCGCGUCGUUCCGCAGCAAGCGGCUCCAGCAGACGAAAUGCUUCUCCUGCAAGUGCCCACGCUGCAUCUCUGGGGAAGACAAGGCAAGACGCAUGUUGUGCCCAACCUGCCGUCCCAUAAAGCUGAAGAUCGUAGACUCUGCGACAGGCGAGAGCGCAGCAACCCUCCCGCCUCCUGCCCCCUCCCCGGAGAGCUCUCCGAAAGGCCACUUGAACGCCACGGCUUGUGACAUGAAGCCCUCCAAAAAAGACGCAGUGAAGGCUCCGCAGCUCGAGGAACCUUCUCCUGACGGAACGGAGGGAGAGGACACGUCUGCCCACGCUUCCGAUGAUGACGGCAAGGCGCCCAUGCAGUCCAGCGACGACGACGAGGCAGCGAACUCGGCGUAUGCAUCCAGCGAGGCUGCGGGGGAAGAGGCAUGCGCAUGCGCCGAGCUGGAAGGCGCCGAGGGCGCCUUUGAAGAAGAUUCCAAAGCCGAGGCAGAGAGCGAAGCAGGAGGCAGGGGGGAGGGCGAAGGAUCCUUAGCCGGCGACGAAGGCGCGCAGGGAGGCUGUGCAGACAUUUCGGACGCUGCUUCUCUGAGCGACGGCGAUCGCUCUCAAGGCGAGCAUUCGGAUAGCGAUGCAAGCGAAAGCACCAGCAAGCCCUGCGCAGCGCACAUCAAGACGGCAGGAUCGGGGAGCCAGCUGAGGCUGUCGAUCUUCGCCAUGAAUGGAAUGGCGAGUCGAAGCACAGAGUGGUAUCCAGGGGAGUCCUCUGAAGAGGAGCGCACUGAGCGUUUUCCGUUGUGCGAGGGGGAGGAGGCGGAGACUUCUUCCUCGCCUUCUGCUGAGCCUGCCGGAGCAGCAGCGGCUGCUGCUGCCGCUGCAGAUCUGCCUCCACGCAUGUACUGCCAGCGCGGUUCCAGCGGUGUCUGGCUGUGUGCCUCCUGCGAAGGACGGUUCACGGACGACGACAUGCCCGUUGGCGCAGAAGACUACUUCGAGCGGCUCUACCUCGACUUGCAGAGCAAGUUCAACUUCCCAACCACGCCUCAGUGGACUGUCGACGUGGGCUCCUUGAUCAAAAGCAUUGAAGUGGUUCUGGGAACGGAGCACUGGCUGUAUGCCGCAUGCAACUUGCUGCUGGCGCAGCUCUACCUCGGGCAGUGGGUAGGCGGCACGGUGCGAGAUGCCAUCUUCGACAGAUCCCUCCAGCAUGCAGAAGUGUUCAUGAAAUACGUGGAACGGACAGCGAGGGAGGCUUUGCACGUGGACUGCGCUCCGCUGGCAGCGUCGCUCAUGCGUGUGCUGCUCUUCAACGGACGGUGGAGCUUGUUCGAAGAGUGGGUAGCCAACGGUCGGCUCGAUCUUGUGCGAGACUGCCUCGGCGUGUGGGAUGAGGCUUACGUGGCUUUCUCCGAGGCGCAUGCCUACUUGCAGUCUUGCCGCGCGAAAGGGGAGCUCCCCGAGCUCUCAGUUCUGCAUAGAUACGCGCAUACUGCGCAGCACACUGUCGUUCAAGCGGCGAAGAACCUCGAGGCGCAGGAGCUUGCGCAGAAGAAGACGCUUGAAGAGGCGACACGGCGGCAGCAGCAGAGCCGCGAGGCUGCGGAGAAGCGUCUGAAGGAGCUCCAGGAGAGGAACGAGCGUCUGCGAAAGCGCGUGAAUCACCUCAAAGCGCAAGCCGCUGCGCAGGCAAAGGUCAAGGAUGUCACGAGCACCCACGCGGAAAGCACACUUGCGAAAUUCAUGCUGGCAGGCGUCGACGGCUGCGUCAUUAACGACGCGGCGCUAGCUCUCCAGCAGGCCCAUGCGCAUGCGCAGCAAAUGCAGGAAGCGGCUCUCCAAGGCAGCCAGCUUUUCCCAGGCACCGUGGUUGCAGACAUGGCAUAUCUGCCUCCCCCUGGUGUCAUGCCUUCGGCGUAUUUGCCGCUACUCAUGCUAGACGAUCCCCUCAAAGCCAUUCCAGUCAGGAGCAGGGAAGCGCGGCAGAGACGAGCGGCAGUCGCGCGCGAGCAGGCGCUUGUGAACGAGCGGAAGGCUCAGCAAGACUUAGACUUCGAGGAAGACGAGUCUGUUGUCAGCGAAACGCUCGAACUGCAUGCACGAGAGGACGGUAACGCCGCCGAAAGGACGAUGAUCUACCGCAUUCCUGGGCUCCCAGGAACGGCUCCUGGGGAGUUCGUGAGUGUGUCGCAAUUGCUGCAUGACGAAGAGGGAAACCACGCCCCUCUGCCUUUGUUUAAGUCCUUCUUCUACGUCGAUACAGCCGAGCGAAGGCGCGCCGUGACAGCCGAGAACAAGAGCAGCUUCGUCGUUCUGGGAGCUUCAGGCGCCCCCCCCCAGUUCUCCAGGGAGGAGCUGGAAGACUUAGAAGCCGCCAAGCACAACUACCUCCACGAGGAGAGACAGCAAUUCGAAAAGGAAGUGCGGGCAGGUGUUCUCCUGGCUGCCGCAGAGGCGGGAGCUCUCCAAGACGAGCGCAGGCUGAUCGACGCUGUUGAGGCGACGAACAAAGUCAUCCAAAAAAUGGCCCUUCAAGACGCGAAGGCGGAGCGCGCUCUCGAGGAGGCGCGCCUCGCCUUCAAAGGCAUUCCCCCGCCGCCCCCUGAGGCUCCGCGUGGAAGCAUUCCGAAGGCAGUGGAAGGGGAGACUCCUCAGUCACCGUCUGGUGCAGCUGGUGCAAAGCUGGAAGUGCAAAUCGCUGCUGCAACGGUGAAGGAGAUCUUCGCGCCGCAGGAGGAAGAGCUGAAGCGCUCUCCCAGAGAAACAGCUGCUCUCCUCCCCAGUGUGUGGGAAUAUGUCGCUUCUCAAGAUCCUGAAAAGGGUCCUACUGUCUUCCUCUACCCCCCAACAAGCCCACCAGCUCCCGCGGCAGCUUCUCUAGAAGAGGCUCCGGAUAGCAAGCGGCUCAACGGAGAGUCAGAAGCGUCGGUUUCCAUACGCAAGAAGACCAUUAAGCCCCUCGACUUCUCGCGCAUUCCACCGCCUCCUAAUGUGGAGGGGCUCAUAGACUCUCUUGGCAACACCCAUCGACACUACAAACUGUCUCGCAUGAACAUGCUGACCAGUCGGUACACUUCCCUCACCUCCAGACACGGCGACACCCAGUGA